Molecule: messenger RNA, 1959 nt
Organism: Cynoglossus semilaevis (tongue sole)
Lineage: Eukaryota; Metazoa; Chordata; Actinopteri; Pleuronectiformes; Cynoglossidae
Gene: tmem138
Product: transmembrane protein 138
Exons: 6
Coding region: 597-1085 (162 amino acids)
Cellular component (GO): cilium
Source: RefSeq, a predicted model, not a curated record
AUCCAGUGUCUUUAUAUAAAUUAAGAAUUAAUAUUAUAUCUAAUAUGUACAAUUCGAUGCUAACAUUUUGACAAAUAAGUGAAUGUACAAGGCCAGUUAUUACGGUAAAAUCUGCGUUGCCAUGGAUAUUGCGGAAAUACACACGUUAGCGGAAUCUAUGGCGGCUGUGAAUGUUUUGGUGUGUGACUUAUUGUUUGGCUAAAAGUGAGAAUACGAUCUAUUUAUUGUUUGUAUUCAGCAACGAAGUCGGCUUUUUUCUUUAAACAUAUCGGAUAAGAAUCUCCACAGCAAGGAUGCCAACAUGCGACAUUUGACAAAACACAAUUCAUCUGAUGUCUUGGACUGUCUGCAUCAUAUGAGAGAGGAUCCUGAUGGAACAUGUUGUGCGAAAAGAAUAAGAGAUACUGUACACUCAGGAACAAGCACCAUUUUCUGCCCAUGUAAAAGGACAAGUCGUUAAGUCAGAAGUCCUGGUUUCUGCACAGGAGAUUGUGUAACAACCAGAUUAACGAGUCGCCAUCAAGUCAAUCCGUGAGAAAAAUAAGGCAGAAGAAAGGAGGAGAGAAGAGUGCGGAUCUUAGUUUCAACAACUGAAGAUGCUCCAGACCAGUAACUACUCACUGGUGCUGCUGAUCCAGCUCACAUUGUUGACCUAUGACCUCUUGGUCAACUCCUUCAGUGAACUCACAAGAGAGACACCUGUCAUUCAACUAGUGCUUUUUAUAAUCCAAGACAUUGCAAUCUUGUUCAAUGUGAUCAUCAUCCUGCUGAUGAUGUUCAACACCUACGUGUUCCAGGUGGGCCUGGUUUCUCUGCUGCUGGCACGAUUCAGGGCAAUGCUCUUUUUCUCUGCCGUUUACCUGACACUCAGCAUCUGCCUGCACUCCUGGGUGUUGAAUCUCCGAUGGCUUGAUUCAAACCAGUUCAUUUGGACAGAUGGUCUUUUGGCUCUUUUUGUUUUCCAGAGAAUCGCUGCAGUACUGUAUUACUACUUGUACAAACGGACAGCGGAGUAUAUGGGAGACCCCAGACUGUACGAGGACUCCAUUUGGCUGCGUGACGCUUUUGCCAAAGCCCGUCAGUAAAGAAAGGACAGUUCUUUGGUCAUACACCAGCAUUGUCACAUGCUUUACUAUAUCAUGGAGCAGCAUGUUCUUAAAGAGCUCUGACACUAACACAGUGCAAUGACAGACUGUUAAAUGCUCGUAAAAUUACUCCUGGUAAGGACGAUGAAGCCCAAGGUCGGUCUGUGUACAACUGGCUCUUGUGGCUAACUUGGCAGCUACUUGAAUGGUGAAUGCUUCAUACGUGUUUUAUUAAGUUACCCAGGAAUGUGUCUGUCAAUCAAUGUGGCCUUUGAAAAUCAAUUUGUUGAUUCCCAAAUGAUUAGAGCAAUUUGUUUUAUUUCCCACAAUAGUAAUCGUUUCAUUGUUUUGCCUUCCAAAGACAAGUGUUGUUUACUUUACAUUAUUGCGAUCCCUGCUCGUGUGAACUGAGCUGGGAUACUUCAAUUGUAUUCCCUUUGUUGUUAAUUAAACAGUGCCUCUUUAAGCCUGGUGUUAUCCUUUACUCAUGGAGGUCAUUAUUAUCCUGCAGACAAGGUGACCAGACAGCUCUAUUUAUAAACCUAGGAUUAAUCCAGGAUUGAGGUUUUAGGAGUCUCUGGUGAAACAAACUAUAAAUAGCAUGGCCUCUCAGGGUCAUCAGAAGGUACCAGGUCAUUUAUGAUUAGAAAAACAGUUUCAAAAAUUAAAAACAAUGUUUUUGGUUUUUAUUAAAAGAUGAUGUUGAAUUAUCAAGGAAGUAAUUUUUAUUUAUGGGCAAUUGGACACAAUAAUAAUAAAAAAAUAUUAAAAAUGAUUAGGUGAAAGUCAAAUAAUAUAACGUAUUAUAAAAUUAAUUGUUGCCCUAUAAGCCCUACAUCUCAGAGGUCAGGAAAAACACAAGUUUUUUUUUUUU